This is a messenger RNA of Pseudovirgaria hyperparasitica, 356 nucleotides long. RefSeq lists its product as uncharacterized. NCBI's taxonomy places the organism in Eukaryota, Fungi, Ascomycota, Dothideomycetes, Acrospermales, Acrospermaceae. Bases 46 to 279 code for a protein of 77 amino acids. The transcript has a single exon. The record is from RefSeq and is a predicted model, not a curated record.
CUCGUCCCUGAUCCACUUUUGGCAAUUCUACGAUCCUCUAACAACAUGUUUCAACGUCUUCUAGUCAUCUUGCUAAGUCCUUGGCGAUUUAUGAUGCUUUGGAUCUUCAGCCUCGUCACCCCGCGCGACCGCACGCCUCCCAUCCCUUCCAGUAGUGCUAUUCUCAUCGUUCAGUGCUGGAGGCUGUAUGGGCCGAGAAGGGCACACGAAGAUCGACAAGAUAGUAGUAAGUUACUGGUGCUCAGUAAUGGAACAUCUCCAUUGCCCAACACAGUGUGACUAGGGUUUUGUUGCAGAGCUAUCGAAGGGCAGGCCGCAGGUGUGCUCACUCUGAAAGUUAUACACGAUUGGAAGCC